Molecule: messenger RNA, 1581 nt
Organism: Anneissia japonica
Lineage: Eukaryota; Metazoa; Echinodermata; Crinoidea; Comatulida; Comatulidae
Product: probable vesicular acetylcholine transporter-B
Exons: 1
Coding region: 1-1581 (526 amino acids)
Biological process (GO): transmembrane transport; chemical synaptic transmission
Cellular component (GO): AP-1 adaptor complex; AP-2 adaptor complex; terminal bouton
Molecular function (GO): acetylcholine transmembrane transporter activity
Source: RefSeq, a predicted model, not a curated record
AUGGAAUCUAUACACGAAGUAGGUUCAGGUAUUCGAGACCGUUUGGCAGCGUUCAUAGAAAGACUUCGUGAACAAGAAACUCAGCGAAGGCUCAUUCUAGCUAUCGUAUGUAUAGCUCUUCUUUUGGACAGUAUGCUUUACGUUGUUAUUGUUCCGAUUAUUCCCGACUAUCUACGUAGUGAAUGGGACGGCAAGGGAAAUGAUGAAUCGGGCGAAACGUCCAAUGGUACCUCCGACGAUAAUAGCGGUGCAAAAAUUGGAUUCCUAUUUGCAUCAAAAGCAAUAAUUCAAUUAAUUGUUAACCCAUUUGCUGGAACUCUCAUCGACAGAGUCGGAUACGAUAUUCCUAUGAUAAUAGGUCUGCUUGUUAUGUUUCUUGCAACAUUGGUUUAUGCAUUUGGAAAAACAUACGGUAUAUUGUUUUUUGCUCGAAGCCUCCAAGGAAUUGGCUCAGCCUUCGCGUAUUCAUCUGGGCUAGCUAUGAUCGCGGACAGAUAUCAAAAAGAGGAAGAGCGUAGUAAAGCAAUGGGAAUCGCUCUAGCUUUUAUGUCAUUUGGAUACCUUGUUGCCCCGCCGUUUGGGGGUAUAUUCUAUGAAUUUACAGGCAAAAAAGCACCUUUCAUUAUUCUGGCGUUUGUUGCUCUCUUCAACGCUACACUGUUGUUAACUAUCACAAACCCUUCUGCUACGAACCGUCACUGGACUAAGGAAAAAGGAACACCGAUAUACAAGCUAAUUCUAGAUCCAUAUAUCCUUGUAGCCGCGGGGGCACUUUCAAUGAGCUAUGUCCCACUGGCUUCUUUGGAACCCACUAUAGCCCUCUGGAUGGAAGAUACAAUGCAUGCAUCAAGUUGGCAAAGCGGAAUAAUAUGGUUGCCUGCAUUUAUACCUCACGUAAUUGGCGUUGUGAUCAUUGUCAAGUUAACCCAGUCGAGACCAGAGUACCAAUGGUUAUACGCUGCCAUGGGCCUGGUUGUUAUCGGCAUAUUUAUUGUGAUUGUACCCUUCUGUAAGACUGUUGGAGUUCUCAUCAUACCCCUAUGCGGCAUAUGCUUUGGGAUAGCGUUAGUCGAUACCGCAGUACUACCUACGCUCGCGUUCCUCGUCGACGUACGCCACGUAUCAGUUUACGGUAGCGUUUACGCUUUGGCUGAUAUUUCCUACUGCAUUGCCUAUUUCCUAGGACCUAUUUUAGCUGGACAGAUUGCAGCUGGAGCAGGGUUUCUCACUAUGAAUAUAUGCUUAGCUUUGGCUAGUUUCCUUUAUGCGCCAGUUUUAUUUACCCUCCGUAAGGUCCAUUACAUGGAGCCGGCAAACCAGGAGGUAACGGUACUACUUAAUGAAGACCCGCUAGGAAACCAAUACCGAGCAACUGAUUCAGACUUUAGUACUAACAUCAAAAUUCAAUCGCAAGGGGCUUCACUUGCCUCGCAGCCAAAUGGCUACCCUCCAAAUAAACAGAAUGGAAACACCACUUUUGAUGGGAAUGUACAGCAAGCGCCACCAACGCAUAUAGAAAAUGAAAAUUUUCACCAUAGACGUAUUUCAAGAAGUGGAGAAAAUGGAUCUGAUCAAGAAUAG